AUGGACCUGGAGGCGUCCGACGAGACGGGCUCCGCUGGAGGGGCCGAAGCGGGAGCCGGAGCCGUCACCCCCGAGGCGGGCGGCUGGGGGGCGCCGCCGGACUCGGCGGCAGGAGGAGGGCUGGCUUUGAAGAAGGCAAUUCUAACAGAGCCACCAUCGCUGACAGGGCAGCCGGGAGCCGGCCUGGGGAAAAAGAUAGGCCACCGAGGAGUUGACGCCUCAGGGGAAACGACAUACAAGAAGACCACGUCAACCACCCUCAAGGGGGCCAUCCAGCUGGGGAUUGGCUACACUGUGGGAAACCUGAGCUCCAAGCCUGAGAGGGAUGUUUUGAUGCAAGAUUUCUACGUAGUGGAGAGCAUUUUCUUUCCCAGUGAAGGCAGUAAUCUCACUCCAGCACACCAUUACCCUGACUUCAGGUUCAAAACAUACGCCCCUGUAGCUUUCCGGUAUUUUCGAGAACUUUUUGGCAUUCGUCCGGAUGAUUAUUUGUAUUCCUUGUGCAACGAGCCGCUGAUCGAGCUCUCCAAUCCUGGGGCCAGCGGCUCCCUCUUCUAUGUCACCAGCGACGAUGAAUUCAUCAUCAAGACUGUGAUGCACAAAGAGGCAGAGUUCCUCCAGAAACUUCUUCCGGGUUAUUAUAUGAACUUGAACCAGAAUCCGCGGACGUUGCUGCCAAAGUUCUACGGUCUCUACUGCGUCCAAUCCGGGGGCAAAAACAUCCGCGUGGUGGUGAUGAAUAACAUCCUGCCCCGGGUGGUGAAGAUGCACCUGAAAUACGACCUCAAGGGCUCCACCUACAAACGCCGGGCGUCCAAGAAAGAGAAGGAUAAGUCGAGCCCCACCUACAAAGAUUUGGAUUUCAUGCAGGAUAUGCCCGAGGGCAUCAUGCUGGACGCAGAUACCUUCAACGCUCUGGUGAAGACGUUACAAAGGGACUGUUUGGUGCUAGAGAGUUUUAAAAUCAUGGAUUACAGCCUGCUCCUCGGGGUACACAACAUAGAUCAGCAGGAACGGGAACGACAAGUUGACGGUGCCCAGAGCAUGUCGGAUGAAAAACGCCCCGUGGGGCAGAAGGCUCUGUAUUCCACCGCCAUGGAGUCGAUCCAAGGUGGGGCUGCUCGAGGGGAGCCCAUUGACACGGAUGACACAAUGGGGGGCAUUCCAGCCGUGAAUGGCAGAGGGGAGCGUCUGCUGCUGCACGUCGGAAUCAUCGAUAUUCUCCAGUCCUACAGGUUAAUCAAGAAACUGGAGCAUACGUGGAAAGCUCUUGUCCACGAUGGGGACACGGUGUCGGUCCACAGGCCCAGCUUCUAUGCAGAAAGAUUCUUCAAGUUUAUGACCAAUACAGUGUUCAGGAAAAGCUCUUCCUUGAAAGCAUCUCCCUCAAAGAAAGGACGAAAUGCCUUGUUAGCUGUUAAGCCAUCCGGCCCUAUGGCUGCGUUCUCUGCCAGCCAGAUUCCUUCGGAGAAGGACGAAGUGCAGUAUGACCUCCGGGGAGCCAGGAGUUACCCCACCUUAGAUGACGAAGGCCGACCUGAUCUUCUUCCCUGCACCCCUCCCUCUUUCGAAGAAGCAACUACAGCCUCUAUAGCAACCACGCUCUCUUCCACAUCUCUUUCCGUGCCAGAAAGAUCUCCUUCCGAAUCCUCCGAGCAGCCCAGAUACAGGCGGCGCACACAGUCCUCAGGACACGAAGGAAGGACUCGUGAACAGGUCCGAGCGGAAGAUGACCUCCAGCAGAUAACUGUGGAGCUCAAGCCGAAGUGUGAUAUUGAGAUUGUGGUGCCUGAUGUGGCCGCUGCGGGAGAGGCGGCGUCCUUAGCGUGUGCCACCAUGUUGUCGGUGGCGGCAGCAGCGGCGGCGGAGGUUGAGACAGCAAGCCAGGCAUCCGAGCCUGCCAGCCAAGCUUCGGAUGAAGAGGACCUUGCAAUCCCGGAUAUCUAUUUUUUCACAGAAGGAAAGUACUGGAUUUACUCCCCCCGCCUGCGCAGGCUUCGAGCCGCCUCGGUUUCCUCUGGGGACAGGCUGCGCGAGACACCACAUCCCACUCUUGCGGGGGGCCUCCAAAAAUCACGCGAGAAACGGGACGUGCUUUUGAGAACAGUUGCUGUCGGCUAUUGUUGA
This is a messenger RNA of Protobothrops mucrosquamatus (brown spotted pit viper), 2127 nucleotides long. It is a transcript of the gene PIP5K1C, whose product is annotated as phosphatidylinositol-4-phosphate 5-kinase type 1 gamma. Gene Ontology annotation, biological process: phosphatidylinositol metabolic process. The transcript is spliced from 18 exons. Bases 1 to 2127 code for a protein of 708 amino acids. NCBI's taxonomy places the organism in Eukaryota, Metazoa, Chordata, Lepidosauria, Squamata, Viperidae. The record is from RefSeq and is a predicted model, not a curated record. Gene Ontology annotation, molecular function: phosphatidylinositol kinase activity.